AUGGUUGGGGGAAUUCAUUGUGGUGUUAAAAAGGACGGUAAAUCAUUGGAUUUGGCAAUUUUGACAAAUACUCACGGGAAGUCAGCUGUAGCAUCGGCGGUGUUUACUACCAAUAAAUUCAAGGCAGCACCGGUGCAAGUUUCGUCGAAGAUCGUUAAAGAGAAAAAGGGAGAAGAGAUCAAUUCGUUAGUGGUCAACAGUGGGAAUGCUAAUGCGGUCACAGGAAGCCAGGGUAUGAAGGACGCGCAAGAUAUGAUCACGGUUACGGAUUCGGCAUUAGGGAAUCCGACAAAUUCGUCGUUGGUCAUGUCUACUGGUGUGAUUGGGAACAAUCUACCUAUCAGUAAGAUUUUAUCUGGAAUUCCCCAAUUAGCUGGUGGGAAUUUGGGUAAUACUCAUGAAGAUUGGUUAAAUUGUGCACAGGCAAUAUGUACGACCGAUACUUUUCCAAAGUUAGUCAGUAAACUGUUUGAGCUCAAUGGCCAUACGUACACAUUGGCUGGGUUGGCGAAAGGGGCCGGUAUGAUUUGUCCAAAUAUGGCCACAUUAUUAGGUUUUUUCGUAACUGAUGCCCCGGUUUCGGCUUCGGCUUUGGAUCAGAUUUUGAAGUUUGCCACGGACAGAUCGUUCAAUAGUAUUUCAGUCGACGGAGAUAUGUCCACUAAUGACACAAUUGUUGCCAUAGCCAAUGGUGCCGCCGGGGGCGAGCUCAUUGACAACACGGCUUCUAGUGCGGAGUCCUUUGGAAUAUUGCAGCGUGAAAUCACAGGUUUUGCUCAACAAUUAGCACAAUUGGUUGUCCGUGAUGGGGAGGGUGCUACCAAAUUCAUCACCAUCAGUGUCAAAAAUGCGUUGUCCUACGGUGAUGCCAAGAUUAUUGCAUCAUCUAUUGCCAACUCAUCAUUAUUUAAAACAGCAAUGUACGGAAAUGAUGCCAACUGGGGCCGUAUUUUGUGUGCUAUUGGUUAUUCACAAGUAAGUUCGGGAGAUUCCAUUAACCCAGCCAAAACGAACGUUUCGUUCAUCCCUUCGGAUGGUUCUCUGAAAUUAAAGUUACUAGUUAAUGGUGAGCCAGAAGUAGUAGAUGAAAAGAGAGCUUCGGAAAUUCUUUCUGUAGAGGAUAUCGAAGUUGAGAUCGACUUAGGUACUGGAGGUGGUCAGGAAUGUAAGUUUUGGACUUGCGAUUUAACUCACGAGUAUAUUACUAUUAAUGGUGACUACAGAUCUUAA
Molecule: messenger RNA, 1230 nt
Organism: Debaryomyces hansenii CBS767
Lineage: Eukaryota; Fungi; Ascomycota; Pichiomycetes; Serinales; Debaryomycetaceae
Gene: ECM42
Product: glutamate N-acetyltransferase
Exons: 1
Coding region: 1-1230 (409 amino acids)
Biological process (GO): L-arginine biosynthetic process; L-ornithine biosynthetic process
Cellular component (GO): mitochondrial matrix
Molecular function (GO): L-glutamate N-acetyltransferase activity, acting on acetyl-CoA as donor; L-glutamate N-acetyltransferase activity, acting on acetyl-L-ornithine as donor
Source: RefSeq, a predicted model, not a curated record